AUGUUCGUGGAGAGCUUCCGGGUGGAGAGCCCACGGGUGCAGUACGGCGACGGCGAGAUCCAGUCGGAGUACCGCUACGACACCACCGAGGUCGUCCCGCCGGGGAAUGGCGGCGGCGCGGGGUGGGUGGUGCGCCCAAAGUCCGUCACCUACAACUUCAAGACCAGCACCAACGUCCCAAAGCUCGGGGUGAUGCUCGUCGGAUGGGGCGGCAACAACGGGACGACGCUCACUGCCGGGGUGAUCGCCAACAGGGAAGGAAUUUCGUGGGAGACAAAGGAGAAGGUUCACAAGGCCAACUACUUCGGCUCCCUGACCCAGGCUUCCACCAUCAGGGUCGGCAGCCACAACGGGGAGGAGGUCUACGCGCCUUUCAAGAGCCUCGUGCCUAUGGUUAACCCUAACUCUAUCGUCUUUGGUGGAUGGGACAUUAGCAAUCUGAACAUGACCGACGCCAUGGCCAGGGCCAAGGUCCUAGACAUUCACCUUCAAAAGCAGCUCAGGCCAUACAUGGAAUCCAUGCUGCCACUUGCCGGCAUUUUCAACCCAGACUUCGUUGCCGCAAACCAAGGUGCCCGUGCUAACAAUAUCAUCAAGGGCACCAAGAAAGAGCAGGUGGAGCAGAUCAAGAAGGACAUCAGGGAGUUCAAGGAAAAAACCAAGGUCGACAAGAUAGUUGUGCUAUGGACAGCAAACACCGAGAGGUAUAGCAAUGUAAUUGCUGGUCUUAAUGACACCAUGGACAACCUCUUGGCUUCGUUGGACAAGAAUGAAGCAGAGAUCUCACCAUCCACCUUGUAUGCAAUAGCCUGUGUCUUUGAAGGUGUUCCAUUCGUCAAUGGAAGCCCUCAGAACACAUUCGUGCCUGGGCUGAUGGAGCUUGCCAUAAGAAAAAAUUCGGUGAUAGGAGGCGACGACUUCAAGAGUGGGCAGACCAAGAUGAAGUCUGUAUUGGUCGAUUUCCUCGUUGGGGCUGGGCUUAAGCCCACCUCAAUUGCUAGCUACAACCACCUAGGAAACAAUGACGGCAUGAAUCUCUCUGCCCCACAAGUCUUCCGGUCUAAAGAGAUCUCCAAGAGCAGCGUGGUGGACGACAUGGUUGCUAGCAAUCCCAUCCUCUACAAACUCGAUGAACAUCCUGAUCACGUAAUCGUGAUCAAGUACAUCCCCUAUGUGGGUGAUAGCAAGAGAGCUAUGGACGAAUAUACCUCCGAGAUCUUCAUGGGUGGCAAGAACACCAUCGUGCUGCACAACACCUGCGAGGAUUCGCUUCUCGCUGCACCGAUCAUCCUUGACUUGGUGCUCCUAGCUGAGCUCAGCACUCGUAUUCAGCUCAAGGCCGAAGGGCAGGAUAAGUUCCACUCCUUCCAUCCCGUCGCCACAAUUUUGAGCUAUCUCAGCAAGGCUCCUCUUGUACCCCCUGGCACACCAGUGGUGAAUGCUCUGGCCAAGCAGAGGGCCAUGCUGGAGAACAUCUUGCGGGCCUGCAUCGGCCUUGCCCCUGAGAACAACAUGAUGCUUGAGCACAAGUGA
Molecule: messenger RNA, 1533 nt
Organism: Miscanthus lutarioriparius
Lineage: Eukaryota; Viridiplantae; Streptophyta; Magnoliopsida; Poales; Poaceae
Source: the annotation of a GenBank genome assembly